GGUCUUAAUGACAAGAUUAUCUCUGCCUGUGAAAAUUUGAACUGGCGAGUGCCAACAGAAAUUCAGGCAGCGGUUAUUCCUCACGCUCUAGCAGGAAGAAAUUUGAUCGGCCUAGCGGAAACUGGCUCAGGCAAAACGGCAGCCUAUGCGCUCCCAAUUUUACAGUCACUAAUAAACGAUCCCAAGAAUUAUUUUGCACUUGUUAUGGCACCAACUCGUGAACUCGCAGCACAAGUACAGGCACAGUUUGCAGCCCUAGGCAAACUCAUUGGUCUUCGAACGUCCCUCCUUGUGGGUGGAUCACCAAUUGUUGAACAAGCUAAUCAACUCAAUAUGAAACCGCCGCACAUUAUAAUCGCCACCCCUGGACGUUUUGUUGACCACUUAAAACGCACAAAGGGCUUCGAUGAGAUGAAAUUGCAAAAUCUAAAAUUCUUGGUCAUUGAUGAGGCCGACCGCAUGCUUGGUUCUGAUUUCGACUCUGUACUCGAAAAGGUCCUCGUCGUACUGCCUACGAAGCGCCAGACAUUCCUGUUUUCGGCAACGAUGACCGAAAAGGUGGGCAAACUUCAACGGGCUUCUCUGCGUGAUCCCGUAAAGAUCUCCACUCGAAAGAGCAAAUUUCAGUCAGUCGCGGGUCUCCGGCAAUAUGUACAGUUAGUGCCCCAGUCGGACCUUGACGCCUACCUGGUCUUCCUUCUACGAAUUGCCUUCUGUAUCACACCGCCCAUCGAAGGUCUCGAGACUCUGCGGCUCUCAGAGCUUCCUGACCAAAGCCAAGAAGACCCCGAAUCUCGGUAA
Molecule: messenger RNA, 801 nt
Organism: Dibothriocephalus latus
Lineage: Eukaryota; Metazoa; Platyhelminthes; Cestoda; Diphyllobothriidea; Diphyllobothriidae
Source: the annotation of a GenBank genome assembly